Messenger RNA from Tachysurus fulvidraco (yellow catfish), 6815 nucleotides. Its product is annotated as zinc finger protein 729. Lineage: Eukaryota; Metazoa; Chordata; Actinopteri; Siluriformes; Bagridae. The transcript has 3 exons. The record is from RefSeq and is a predicted model, not a curated record. The coding region runs from base 1566 to 6218 and encodes 1550 amino acids. Gene Ontology annotation, cellular component: nucleus.
GUGGUGAAAUGCUUUUAUAGAGGAAAAGCAUUUCAUUCUAUUUGUUCAACACUAAAGAAAACAGUUUCAAAUCAAAAAGUACAUCACUCUUCACAGUUAGUUGGCUUGCUUGUUGCUUACAAAAGAGGAAUAUCUACAAACAGGUACAAAAUGACAUUAUUCCAAAUUCCAAAUUAAGUGAAAUGCAGCAGUUAUACCAAUGUUAGCAUGAACGUUUGUACAUAUACUGAAGAUCUAAAAUGUACUUGUGUACUUUUUGAUUUGAAACUGUUUUCUUUAGUGUUGAACAAAUAGAAUGAAAUGCUUUUAUAGAGGAAAAGCAUUUCAUUCUAUUUGUUCAACACUAAAGAACUGCUGCAUUUCACUUAAUUUGGAAUUUGGAAUAAUGUCAUUUUGUACCUGUUUGUAGAUAUUCCUCUUUUGUUAGCAACAAGCAAGCCAACUAACUGUGAAGAGUGAUGUAUAUUUGCCUCCUUAAAAAAAUAAAUUCUAUAGUCAGUGUCAUAGAUUUAACAUUAUUAAAGCUUUCGUAUGUCAGUAUUUUGAUUGAUCAAAAGCAUAUACUUGUAAAUACAGCAUAAAUAAUUGUGCUCAACUCAAGUGCUACUUUGUUGAAUUUUGAUGCUGUGUGGAGCCAUGCUGAUUCCCUGAACUCAGAGGAACUUGAUCAAAAGACUAUCCAGAGUUUUUUUUUUUUUUGUCUUUUUCUGUUUGCAGGUUAGGAAAUACAAGUUACAAGUCAAGUCAAAAAGCUUUUAUUGUCAUUUCAACCAUAUAUAGCUGACACAGUAGACAGUUAAAUGAGAUGCUUCUCCACGGUACAACCUCUAGUCAAAUGCAGCAUGCAUGGCCUAAUGUUAGUGGACCAUCCCACCUAUAAGUCAUCUGAGGCACAUAAUUGUAUAGAAUGUCUUUGCAUGCUGUAACCUUACACUUCCCCUGAAACCAAAAUGCCAAACCAGUACAAAAUGAGCUCCAAUAAGACAUGGAUUUACCUCAACCCCACUCAACACCUUUAGGAUGAACUGUUUUUUUUUUCAUAUUGUAUUGUCCAUUAUAUUCUAUUCUCUAUAAUUUAUGUAUAAACCCAAAUUUCUAUAGUCUAGACUAGUGGAAAGCAAAGGCAAACUAAAUCUGGAUGAUUAGGUCAGGUGUAGACAAACUUUUUCCCUAUAGACUACAUUCAACUAAAGGUUGUACCUCAAAAAGUAAAGAAAAACAGUGAUGUCGACGUGCGUGAAUUUGGCUCCCCACGUGUUAAAAAAAAAGGCAGAACCAUCGCCCACCCUAACCGGAAGUGGUGUAGUAUUUCGAGUACGCGGUUUCUUUGAAAGUCACUCACUUCCGGUUUGGCAUAUGUUGUGCUUGGGAAACGCGAAGAACAGAAAAUUCUUCAGUAUAUUUUUUAAAAAAAAAAAAAAAAGAAGAAGAAGAUAAAAUCUUGUUCGGGUUUAACUUUGGGCGCUUUUGACGAUUGUUAAAGCUGAGAUUGCCAUGAAAUUCCAUCUAGAACAACACCUGAGCCAAAGAAGGAUUCCAGUUUUACAGUCUGUCAGCAAGCUAGUAUGGAUAUAUUGCUAGACAUUCCAGAGGAUUAUGAAGAAAGAAAAGAGUCAGAAAUGAGCAACAUGCACAAUUCUGAAAACGACCAGUUAGCCGCACAACAACAGGCUGUCCAAUACUUGGAUCCUGCAUUUGAUGGCUCAUCAUUGAAUGACAAGGUACCCAGUGAGACCAGUUUCGAAAUACUUAAGCGGGGCUCAUCCCCGGGAUUUAAUGAUUCCACUGAGGUUUGCUUUCCAGCACAGACUAAAACUACAGAGCAGACAUAUUUUCCCAGAAGACUGUGUUUGUCAAAUGAGUGGACUCCCGUCAGACUUAAUAUAGAGGAGCAGGCUACAAAUUUGAAAGAAUACAUGUGUUGUGUUUCUGUUAACAAAUCAAAUAGUAAUGGGGAUGAAAAAGGUUUCUCAUUUUUGAGACAAGCUCAUAAUAAUUCUCCUAGAACGUCCAAAGUACAUGAACAAUCUUGUAAAAAUGUCAGUCCUGAUCAAUGUAUGGAAAGCCAAAAUAAGAGCUGUGCAGACAACAAUGCAACCUCCUACAGACAUUUCAGCAUGCCUGGUCAUCAUUUGAAUUUUGAAACCAUCUCUGCUGAACCAAACCCUGUAUAUUUAUCUACCUCUGAUAGUCAACAUAACAUUGAAAAAGACAAUUCUCCAACACUCACCUCUAUGGAGCAUUUUCAACCAUCAUUGGAAAUCACAAGUACUUGGACAAAGCAUGAAGAGUGUAAUCCAUUGUCCGAAAAAGAGAAAUCCAUCACCAACAAAACAAAGCCGAAGUGUACAUCAAUAAAUCCCCCCCUUAUAUCCACUGUCACUGAAAGUUCUUGCGAAGUUGUGAUGAAAAUAGAAAAUGGAGGGACACACAUGUUGUAUGACACACCUACCUGUAGCCAAAGUUACUCUUCAUGUGAGCUUUCAUCAUUUGAUACACACAAUACCUCACUGAGAAGUAACACUGACGGAGAGACAGAUUAUGGCCAAAUUACUCAAAAAAUUCUGAAUACUGUAGAGGUCUAUGAUGAUAGUUCUGCUCAUUAUAAUUACCUGGGCCAAUUACAGUCUUUGACUGAGACAGAAGUGAACAGCGUUUCCACCUUGGAGAACACAAGUAAAGAGAAAAAAUCUGAAAUUAACUUUACGAGUCCAGAAACACCUGCUGAUUUCCUUGAGGAAGAAACAGCCAAAGUAGAUCCCUACAAGGACAAUUUAACUCCCUUUGCAGAGAUUGAACAUGAAAUUGAUCCCAGUGGUGAGACAUGCUUUCUAAAUAUCAGUAACAUCGGUACUCCUGUUACAAUGAAAAAAAGAGUUUGGCACUCCUUAGAUAAAAGAAAACUACUGAAAAAGACCAAUGGGCCAUCAACAAUUCAGGAAGGUUCUAAGAACAUAACUGAUAAUUCUGGGAAAGAUUUGAAAAAGAUCAAAAUAAAGGCAGUAAAAAAAUAUUUACGAGACAGAUGUGCAGAUAGAUGUCAAAAAAGCGGGAAGGCCACAAAUCCAGCUUCACAUACCAAUUAUGGAUGGAAUAGGUGUGUGAAGUCAAGUCAAAUGUUCAGGCAUCACAUUGACCAGGUAUUCAAGGUGUCUUCAGGUCCACACCCAAAUAAUUUACAAAAGGGGUCACAAAAUAUGAACAGAUUAUUGGGUUGUUUUAAAGACUCGUUAAAGACUGAAAUACAUAAUGAGCAGCAUGACAUCAUGGCUCAAAACAGUGGAAAGGAUCUCCAAUCAAAUACUAUUAAUACACUACUAAAAACACCUUGUACUUCAGAGAAAGCGGUCUGCACUGAGCUAAAUGGUGAUGCAGCGUUCGAGUUGUCUAUGCAGUCCACUAUUAAUAGAACAGGAUUCAACUUCCGCAUUACCAAUGCAUUUAACAAAAGAGAAAACGAUGAAAGGUUAAGAAAUCCUUUAAUGGCUGCGAGUGAGAAAGCAACUGAUUUAUCAGAAAUGGAUGUUGGCAUUACAAGUUCUAUAUGUGGAGCAAAUGCAAUUUCACUUAAACAUUCUCCAAUUCAGAAAGUGGACAGAUUUACACAGUAUCUUGAUGAGGACUACAUGACUACAGUAAAUAAGGACACAUUUACAGUAACUGAUGCUGUUAAAUCGUCAAGAAUUGCAAAGAAAUAUAUCAAUUGUAAGUUCUGUCGUCAAACCUUCCGUCAUAUCUCUGCAUGUAUUGCUCAUCAGCGUAUUCAUACAGGUGAAAAACCUUACAGACGUGAACUCUGUGGCAAGAAAUUUGCUCAGCUGUCCAAACUCAGGUCCCAUAGAAAUGUCCAUGUCCAGUCUAUGUCUUGGACUUGUCCAUGCUGCAGAAAAAAAUUCUCUGAAAAGGGGGAAUUGGUGUCUCAUUUAACAACCCAUGUAAAGGACUUAAAGCAAAAUAAUGAAUCAAGUCUACAAAACAGCAAACCUGAAGCACCUUUAAAAGACCUUGCGCAUAGUAAGAGGGUAAUUUUCGAGAUUUCUAACAAAUUUAACUACAGAUAUGUCCAAAAAAAUCACAAACAUGACCAGGAAAAGCUACUUUCCUGUAGGACUUGUCGAAAAGAAUUUUGGACAUCUUCACAGCUAGUCGUCCAUGAGAAGACCCACUGGCCAGUUAAACCUUAUGCUUGUUCAAUUUGUGCCAAAGGUUUUAAUCAGAUCAAGGCUCUGAAAAAGCAUUCUCAAAAACACACAGGGGAGACACCGUUCUCCUGUUCUCACUGUGGUUGUGAAUUCUCUGAUCUUCCUGCAUUGAGGGUGCAUCAAAUUUCUAAAAUAUGCAAUCAGAAGCAGAAUUUAAACAGAAAGAAUUACGAUAUAGAGGGCUUUCUGGUCACUUAUGGAGUUGAUGGUCAAGUUAAUACACCAGUGUUCUUCAAGUGCCAAAUAUGCAAACAACUCUGUCAGACAUGGUGUCAAUAUACUCUUCACCUUCAAACCCACACAAAGUCUCCACCCUAUCUUUGCUUUGCUUGUGGGCAGAGCUAUGAAAAGAAUGCUGUAGUGAAUGUUCAUUGCAGGGUAUGUUGUCAGAUAAGUGGGGAGGAGGUGGCUUGUGGUUCCUCAUUUCCUGAAAUCUUGAAUAGUGACCCCAGAGAAUGUGCUUACUUGAAGGAUACUUUACAAACUGACCAGUAUUCUACAGAAGUGUCCAAAGGAAAUUCUCUGUCAAGUGCUGGCCAUUUUGAAAAGAAUUCUGAAACUUUGAGUAAUCUGCCGACAGAAUACUUUGGACCUGAGUCCUCUCAGUUUGUAAAUGCUUCACAUUUGCCUGAAACUGUGCAUCUGUUACCCCCAUCACCUACACCUGUGAUGACUUGUGCCUCCUUGAACAAUUCUCUGGAAUGUGUUGAAAGACCAACUCCCUGGAGAUUUAAGUGCCCACGUUGUAGUCAGAGGUACAAACAAUACAGGACUUUGUCCCUUCACAUGCAAACACAUGCCCCUGCUUUUAGAUACACUUGUAGACAUUGUGGCCAGUCUUUUGAAAGGUGGAACAAACUCUGGUUGCACCAACGGAUUAAUUGUCGGAAAGGACGUUGCUAUGUUUGUUCACAGUGCAAUGUCCAAUUUCAUUUCUUUAGCGCAUAUAAAAUGCACCUGCUGAACCAUGCUGAAGACAGACCCUAUGCUUGUCCACUUUGCCCCCAAACCUUUGCUCUAAAAGAAGGCUUGCAUGCUCACCAAUGGAAUUUUCACCGACUCUCAAAAAAAUUACAGUGUGAUGUUUGUGCCAGAAGCUUUAGUAAUUUCACAAACUUGGUUAAGCACGGUCUCCUUCACAAUGGUACCAGGUCUCACCAAUGCCUUCCAUGCAAUCUCUCAUUUGCAAAUAACAAACGCCUACAGGAACAUUUGAACACUCAUAAUUCUGCCAGCCUCCUCCCUUCCAUCCCAUCUGAGCCCUUAACAUUUCUACACAAAUGUAAUAUAUGUAAGAGCAGCUUCUCAAAUGGGGAUCUACUCUAUGCUCAUCAGAUGUGUCAUACCAGAGAUUUAAAGAGUCAAGUGGGUUCUACCGAAAUAAGUGAAUCUACCUCAGUUGGUCUUGGAGGAGCAGAGUCUACGACUAGCAGGUCUCUCUUAUCAACUCUUGACCUUGAUGCCAUCCCAAAGGAGAGCCUUUUUAAAUACCCUCACCCAGAUAUGCUGUAUGUGUCACCCCAUCUUUCAAGCAUGGUAAAACGCAUCCCAAUCAUUAACCUACAUUCACGUGGUGAGGACUACCAACAGGAAGCCAGCACUGACCUUGUUUCUCCAAACUGUAGAACUGGACAAAGCAUUUCUGGGAGUUCUCAAGAAUAUACCGAAACUGAGAAGAUGAACCAACCCCAGGCUUUGAAAAAACAAGAUCAUAUUAAGUUUCAGAAUACUGGAGAGAUACCAGUGCAUCACACAGACAUAGUAAAUGAUAAACUUCAGGACAAAGCUACUCACAACAGUACCCAAAUGAUUGAGUUUUUUGAAACAAGUGUAUUCUUGGAGGGCCCAACAACCACCAUGAAUACUGCUGAAAAUGAAAUGCAGGACGAGAUCUUUGGUUGUGCAGACUGCUCUGAAACGUUAGACAGUGUUAUGGGAUUAUAUGAACACUAUUUACUACAUGCAUUAGGUAAUACCUAUUGUGCAGAAGAAAAAUACCUUUACAGAUGUCUCUGAAAGUGGACAACUUUUUGUUUUGACUCAUGUCAAUUUUAAUGAAGAAUUUGAACAAGUGAUUUUUUUUUUCAGUUAUUAAUAAGUACUGUAAAAGAAUGUGAAUGGUAAAAUGUUAUACAGGUGAUUUACAAAAGGCUAUUUUUUGCAAAAAGCUAUUUUAUUUAUUUUUACUCAUUAGACAUGGUAUAAUUACAGAUACAAGAAAGUGUUUACCCCUUGCUGCUCCUGUGCCUAUUGUCAAUUUCACCAGCCCACAUUUGUGCCUUUUCUUAAUGUGGUAGCCAUUUAUGGGAAUGUAAGUCAUAGUUACAGAUUGUUUACAAACUUUUAUCCAUUUCAUCCUGUAUACCAGAAAAGUAAUCUGCAGUGUUAUGUAGACCAGCACCAGAAAUCUUAGAAAAAAAAAGCUACCUUGUAUUUUUGGAUUUGAAUACUGUAUCAGUAAAUAAAGACAUGUUCAGACAUGCUUUUGGAUUGAUGAAUGUAAACUAACUGAUUCAUUUAUGGUGAAUACGGUUCAUGAGAAUUUUGUUGAAAUCCUUUACAAUAGUCUUAGAUUGAGCCUUUAUAAGUUUUACAAUAAAACGUCUUAAAACA